ACAACAUAAUAACAUCGUACGCCGCCGCCGUGUACAACGAAUGAACAGGACGUGAAAUCGUGUACUGGGGCUGCGGUGCCACGGGUCACGGGUGCGUCGACGGCGGUAGUGAAACGUUGCCGGUGGUGGGGACGGCUGCGGCGGUAACACGGCGGAGGUGGGGUCGGUGAGUCGUUGCCGACGGUGGGGACAACGGCGGCGGUAGCACGGCGGAGGUGGUAUCGGCGAGUCGUUGCCGGCGGUGGGGACGACGGCGGCGUCGCGUACGAAUAUGUUCCGAUCAUCACCACCGCUCGUAGCGCUCGCACUACCGCCACUGCCGGACACCGCAACAACUACGGGCAACAGCUCGUCUCCCGUCCGGGUCAAGCUUGUAGCUGCUGUUCUACAGAUCGUCUCGUCCGACCACCAUUUUCCAUCUUCCGACCUUUGGCUCUACUCGUUCUCUGACAAAUUUGUUUAAACUUUUUGUUAAUUUACUCGCUCUUUCGCACUAUCAACGUGUACUUGUUGGAAGUAGCUCGUACACGGUUUUGCGUCGUGAGCACAUCGACUCCUGUCCGUUUCGCGUCGCCAUUGACGAACACCGUCGUUGAAUCGACGACCGACGCCAUUCGCUUUGUCCUGAAGUUUUUACGAGUUUCAAAUAUGGCUCCUAGAAAAAGAAGAAUCAGUAACAUUUCCAAAAAUGUUGACAUCAUCAAAGGAACAUCUGUUGUAUCACCCAGUGCUGCAAAAAAAUCCAAAAUUCAAUCUGAUCAGCCAUUCGAAACUGACAGUUUGGUUUUAAAUUGUUCAGAGCAUUUAGAAACAAUUUAUUCUAACUUAAAUGUUGGUACACCAAUGUACUGGGAUGAAGAAAUUACUUCUGAAAAUAGUGAUGAAUUUAAAAAAGAAAGUUUAAACAAUGGUGAAGAAGAUGAUGUUGAUGAUUUAGAAACCAUGGGCAAUGAGAACAGUGAUGAAUUAGAACAAGAGGUUAUACCUUUAUCAGAAGACGAAAACAUUGAAUGUGUCGAUAAUUUUCCAACAGCAUCAAGUGAGAGUUCAUUUAUAGAUGAACAAAAUGAAGAUGUUGACAAUGAGGUUGAAAAAUUGCCAGUGGAAAAUGCAUCGGUUGAUAAUGGUAAUAUGGUUAUAGAUUUAUUAGAUAGUGACGACAGUGAUGAUGAAGAAGUCUUAAAUGAUACAGACCUUGUAAAUUUAUCUACUGUUGAAUAUUGCAAUUAUCGUACCGAUGCAGAAUAUUUAAGAACAAUAUUUCCUGAAUUUUGUUCUGAAAUGUUAAUGGAUCUCCGUUCGAGAUUCCAUAAGGCAAAAAAAUCAAGCCAAGUCUACACAUAUACUGGUCAUCGAAUAGGCUUAACCUGUGAUACCAUAGAAAGGUUAUUUAGAAAUGACUCUUGGUUGAACAGCGAUAGCAUUAACCAUUAUUUGCAGAUGUUGUCCAAUCAUCGGAGUGAUGCUCAUUUUUCUUUUGAUUCAUAUCUAUUAUCGGACUUUAAAUAUAGGGGAUAUGAAUCAACCAAGAGGAGAACUGAAGGUGUUGAUAUUUUUUCAAAGAACGUGGUUUUUCCCGUUCAUCUAGUACAAUCACAUUGGGCUCUGAUUUAUGUAGAUAUGAAGAAUCAUAUUUUAUUUUAUAUUGAUAGUUUAUUGGACAACUAUGAAGCUGAAUGUGAGGUACAGAUGGACGAGUUCAUUGAAUAUCUUCACGUAGAGCACUUGGAAAAGAAAAAUGAGAGCAUGAAAAAUGAUUGGCGCAAAAUGGUUAGUGAUAUAAGCCCUAUACAAACAAAUUUCAUAGAUUGUGGUGUAUUUGUUUGUUUAAAUGCUAAAACUCUAAUACUGGAUAAGUUUCAAGACUUUGAGCAAACUGAUAUUCCAGUAUUAAGAGUUAAAAUACUUCAUGAAAUACUCUCUAAUCAAAUAAUAGAGUAAAGUAAAUUUAAGCAUUGAGGAAGACAUCCAAAAAUAAUAGUUAAGAUAAAGUAAGGUUAUAUUAAUUUAAGAGUUUUUUUUUUGUUAUUAGUUUUUUAUUUGUUGUUUUAUUGAUUAUUUUUUAUCAAAAUUGUUCAAAUUUUUAUUUUGUUAAGUUUUUUUAGAGGACCCAUGUAUAUUGUUUCUCUCUUAUGCUUGUAUUACACUUAUUUGACUUUGUAUGAUUGACUUUAACAAAUUUGUGUAAUACAUCAACUUUAUAAAUGUACAACAUACCAAAUCGUUGUUCAGUUAAGCCAAUUUUGUGUUUAGGAUUUAAAAUUAGAGAAAAUAUAUAUUUCAAUGUUUAUGGUCUAUUUGGCCAUGUCUAGGAUGUCUUCCUGCUCAGACUCCUUUCAACUUAAACGCGUUCAGUUCUCCAAUGUGGCCUAGCCCUCUUCUAAAUCUCUGCAUGUCUUAUGUUGCAUUAAGUUCGUUGUAUUUAUAGUUUUUUUACUAUGUUUUUUUUUUUUUUAUGAUCUCAAUUAAAUCCGUUUAUUUAUGUUAUUUUCUAUUUGAUAAAAUUAAUGUUUCUUUGAAAAUAUACAACACAUUUUCUGUUAAGUUUAAAGACUGUUGUCAAAAGACUGAUAAAUAAAAAUGUACACAUAUAAGUUUUUACUUACCACUUUUAUAUACA
Molecule: messenger RNA, 2620 nt
Organism: Sipha flava (yellow sugarcane aphid)
Lineage: Eukaryota; Metazoa; Arthropoda; Insecta; Hemiptera; Aphididae
Product: sentrin-specific protease 1-like
Exons: 3
Coding region: 649-1941 (430 amino acids)
Biological process (GO): protein desumoylation
Cellular component (GO): nucleus
Molecular function (GO): deSUMOylase activity
Source: RefSeq, a predicted model, not a curated record